AUGCCUUCCCAAUCAAACGAGAUGUUAUCUUAUGAAGUUUUUGCUGAAAAUCCCUCACAUGUAACGAAUUGUCCAGAGGGGGAGCCUCUCUUUCAAGAAGAAACGGGCAAACGUGGUCGACAAGAUUUAUUACCAAAUAUACGUCGCAAAGUAUCAAAAACUAUAAGAAGGAAACCACGUCUAUCUGAAUCUUCAAUGUCACAGAAUCAAGGAGAAUCUGGGCCUACAUCUUCGUCAUCCGUUUAUGGAUCCCCUGUCAAUAGUAAAUCUGGAAGUAUAAAAGAUUCACCAUCCCAUUCAACCUUGAAUCCUUUUGCGGAUUCCAAGGAUUUUGUGGAUAGAUCUGAUAAUGAUCUUGCAAUGCGUAAAAGAAUUGCUGAAUUGACGAUGACUACCGAAAAUUUGCGAAAGGAUUUAAAGCACAUGAAUAGUAUCGUCAACGAUCGUUUAAUUCCGGAAGUUCGUAAUUUGACAGAGGAUUUACAAAAGCAUCAUGCUCAUGUUAUACAAUUGACCCAGUUGGUUUACCAUACUUCACCUGAAAGUAUUCAAUUGCUUCAGGAAGUUAGUCGUGGGUAUACUAGACCAUUAUCAUCAUCACAACAUGAUAUACCGUCGUCAAAACGUAUACGUUAUGAUGAUAAACAGACAUCUGUCAAGAGUGAACAGUCUAGCUUGACAUCACCGUCUGUUCAGAAUGCACCAACAGUGCCUUCAUCGAUUCCUUCUAAUUAUGGUGUCUAUACAACUCACCAAAACCAUCCUGGAAAUAAUUUAAUGAGUGGUAAUGACUCUUCAAUCACUGGUUCGUCAAUACAACCGACACCCUCAGUGUCUCAAUCCUUAACCAUAUCACCAGAUUCACAUCCUGCAUAUAAUAUGUCAGGAUCUUCUAUUAUUGGAGAUUUUCAACAUUCCUCCCAUAACGCUCACCCCGGUCUUACAGGUUAUAACGAACCCUGGAAUACAACGCCUGUCUUGAUACAGGAUCCCGUCAAUACUGUUCCAAGCUCGAAUAUGUCUUCUUUUUUAUUUCCUGCGACGACAACAUCACAUUCUCCAUUAGUGUUUAAUAAUAAUUCUUCACCCCAUCAACAACAAUCUCCUCCGCACUCUCAACAUUCGCAACAACAUUCGCCUGCAUCUUCGAUAGGUUCUUUGAGUCCUACCGAGUAUGUUAGUAACCCUGGUGCUGUAAACACAGGUGAUAUUAUUUCGAAUGUUGUUGCUGCCACCGCAAAUUCAAAUGAUAGUCAUAAUAGUGGUGAAAACAGUCCUCAUCAACAUGGAGAUGUCAUAGUUGCCGUCUCACCAUCGUCAACUACAUCGUCAUCCCCGAUCUCUAC
This is a messenger RNA of Racocetra fulgida, 1346 nucleotides long. NCBI's taxonomy places the organism in Eukaryota, Fungi, Glomeromycota, Glomeromycetes, Diversisporales, Gigasporaceae. The record is from the annotation of a GenBank genome assembly.